Messenger RNA from Patiria miniata (bat star), 2501 nucleotides. RefSeq lists its product as uncharacterized. The record is from RefSeq and is a predicted model, not a curated record. Lineage: Eukaryota; Metazoa; Echinodermata; Asteroidea; Valvatida; Asterinidae. The transcript has 4 exons. Bases 637 to 2175 code for a protein of 512 amino acids.
CAAUGCUCACAACAGCAACUUUGCGAGGCAGAAGUUUCGGGGAUUAUUGAAGAAAAUGUAAUAUAUGCACCAUGGGCAAAAAAAGAGGUGAACCACUCUUUCAGCUGCGGGUUAGAUUGAGACAGACUAAGAAGGCUCCUGCAGUCCAACCAUCACCUGCAAAACCAACAAAUUGGAGACAUAAACUGAAAGCAGAAAAUCCGACAAAGUAUGCAGAGGUCCUGAAGAGAACAGCAGAGUACAAUAAAUUACAAAGGCUGGAGAUGUCUGUUGCAGCGCAUACACUGGGUAAGAGAAAUCUAUCUGAAGAAGAGCGAGAGAAAGCACACAAGUAUUUAGAAAGAAAGAAGAAAUACAACAAGGGUACAGCCAUGAGAAUGAGGAAAUUGAGAGCAAAGAAGAAGAUUGAAGAAUCCAAAGUCCAAAGAAGCAGCAAAACCUUCCUGUCACAAGGGCACAGCAGAUGAAACAAAAGCAAAAACAAACUGCCGAGGCAAAAUACAGAAGGGAAAAACGUGCAACACCACCACCUGCAAAUCAACAAAUUGGAGACAUAAACUGAAAGCAGAAAAUCCGACAAAGUAUGCAGAGGUCCUGAAGAGAUCAGCAGAGUACAAUACAUUACAAAGGCUGGAGAUGUCUGUUGCAGCGCAUACACUGAGUAAGAGAAAUCUAUCUGAAGAAGAGCGAGAGAAAGCACACAAGUAUUUAGAAAGAAAGGAGAAAUACAACAAGGGUACAGCCAUGAGAAUGAGGAAAUUGAGAGCAAAGAAGAAGACUGAAGAAUCCAAAGUCCAAAAGAAGCAGCAAAACCUUCCUGUCACAAGGGCACAGCAGAUGAAACAAAAGCAAAAACAAACUGCCGAGGCAAAAUACAGAAGGGAAAAACGUGCAGCAAUGUCAAAGGAUGAACGGGAACAGCAUAAUGCUAAUAGGCGAAGAAAAUACCAUCAGAAAGUCCAGCAACAAAGGAAUCUUCUUCAAGAAGCUACCCUGCUGAAGGCGAGAGAAAAGGAACUGAACAAAGAGGAAAUGCGCCUGAAAGCAUUGAGAGAAGCCCUUGAUGAGAAAGAAAAAGAUAUAAAAACAAAGAUGUCUGCACUUGGGGCUGAGAACAGGACACCAGCAGCAAGACGAAAGAGUUUGGAGAGGGCAAGGGUGAAAAUGCCAAAAGAACCACAAAAAAACGUAACCACUCUCGUGGAUCUGUACGACAAGGCGUCACCUAGAAAGAAAAUGGCUUUUGAGAAAAGAGGCAUUGCUUUGCAAGGUAGUGAGAGAGACGUGCAACAUGUUCUGGUAGCAGCCAUAGGCACUCAGAUGAAAUCCAUCAAGCACAGUACAAAGAAGAAAAAUCUGCAGAAAAAAGCAGAGUUUGCAGAAGUAGCCCGGAUUCUCAAAAAGUAUCGCCUGCAAAAGAAAGGGAUCAAGCUGUUAAAUAUUGGGCGCAAGAUGAUUGCUGGUCCCCGUGGAUCAAGUAAAUGCGUGUUGAACAAAAAUGCGACAAGCAGCCAUGACAGUAGCCAUGACAGCAGCCAUGGAAACAGCCAUGACAGUAGCCGUGACAGCAGCCGUGACAGCAGCCAUGACAGCAGCCAUGGAAACAGCCAUGACAAUAGCCGUGACAGCAGCCGUGACAGCAGCCAUGGAAACAGCCAUGACAAUAGCCGUGACAGCAGCCGUGACAGAAGCCGUGACAGCAGCCAUGACAGAAGCCGUGACAGCAGCCGUGACAGCUGCCGUGACAGCAGCAGUGGCAGCAGCAGUGGCAGCAGCAGUGGCAGCAGCAGUGGCAGCAGCAGUGGCAGCAGGCAUGGGAGCAGCAACAGGUUCAGCUUACCCGAACACAAAACAGGAGAUGACAGUGCACGAGCACAUAUCAGUGCUCUGGACUUUGUUGCUGUUAGAGUAACUACUGCGGGUUGGCGAGCAAAGUCCAAUCAACUACAUGUUGCCCAGGUCGCAUCAGUUCUUACGGACAACACCUUCAGUCUCUCUUACAUGAUCAAGCGCCAAAAUCAGUACACCUGGCCCGAGGGUGAAGAGCUGUUUUUUCUUCAUCCCCGAUGUGACAUCAUCGUGAAACUUGAGGAUCCUGAGCCAGUUACAGCAGGCUCCCGUCUGUUCUUUAAGUUCAACAUGAAGAGGGCUGAAGAACUCUUCCAGCAGCACUAGACAACCACUUCAAGAUCUUUAAAUAAGGGCGGCCAUUGUUCAACAUUGUAUGCCUUAUGUAACAGUGUUGUAGUCGAGUCCAUCACAAGUCCAUCACAGACCCAGCACAAGUCCUUUUACAAGCCCAGUCACAAGUCCUUUCAUAAGACCAGUCAGAAGAAACAGAGUGAACAACCACAAAGGAAUGCUUUUGUUACAAUUCAUUUGAAUAGCUUGUGAUUUGGCUUAAGACUGAAUUGUUUGUGAUGGACUUGUGAUGGACUUGCAGGGACUUGUGAUGGACUUGACUACAGCACUGUUAUGUAGUGGGUACUAGAAGGGUGGGA